GGAGGAACAGUGUUACAAAGUAAUCCAGGGGCACAGAUCACCGCCCCACACUGUAUACUAUAUACCCUUCAUCCGAGAGCCCCGUAUAGCUCAGGGCUAGUAUCAUCUUUCUACCAAGCCAGCACAAUGCCAGUGCUCUCUGCUUCCCACCAUCACCGAAAUCCUGCGGAAGGACAAUUUAUUCGGGAAGAUGACAGCCUCACCAACCUCCAGUGGCUAACAGACUUCUCCAUUCUAAGUACAGACUUGUCCUCCAUCGCCACAACCUACCCUCCUCCCCCGCGUACUUCCCAUGGUCCAUGCAGUCCUCCAGCUGGUGAUACAGCCACAUGCCAGUCUUCCCGUCCCGGCAAACAGAGGUCUGUCAUUGGGUCCAGCUCUUGGCCCUCUUUGCCUUCUUCGUCACCAAGUCCUGCCCAGGAAGUGGACUAUAGAACCAACCCAAAUGUCAAGCCACCCUACUCCUACGCCAGCCUCAUCUGCAUGGCCAUGGAAGCCAGCCAACAGCGAAAGCUCACCCUAUCCGCCAUAUACAACUGGAUUACACAAAACUUCUGUUAUUACCGACAUGCGGACCCCAGCUGGCAGAAUUCCAUCCGCCAUAACCUCUCCCUGAAUAAAUGCUUCAUGAAGGUUCCUCGGGGAAAGGAUGAACCUGGAAAGGGUGGAUUCUGGCAGAUGGAUCCCCGUUACGCCGACAUGUUUGUGAAUGGGGUACUGAAGAAGCGACGGAUGCCCACCUCUCACCAUGAUCCUCCAAGGAGCAGCAAAGUGGCAUCCCACCACCCCUAUCAGACAGUCAACUGCCCCAACAAGCACCACCUACAGCAGAUCUCUUGUGGGUACAAACAGCCUCGCAGGCAUGAGAAGCCAAGCCCCGUUUUACCAGCUCUAAGGGUCCAAGAACGACAAGGAGACACGCUCUUUGCAUCUGAAGACCCUCUUUACGGCAGCAAUUUUGACGACCUUGAUCUUCAAACAGCCUUAAUAUCGAUGUGGUGGGAGGGAGACAGCGCAGUUUCUGCUAUGAACUCCUCUAUGUCAGUCUCCCACGAGAUGGAAGCAGCUCAGCAAGAGGCUCCAAGGAUGGAAAGCUCUUGGUUUGUGCAGGCAGACAAUCAGCCAUCUUGGGAAGAAGUGAAUGAAGAGCCAGUAGUAGAGCAAUGGUACAGUGAAAGCGGCUACACUGAAGAUGUACUCUACGAGUGCCCACCUUGGGAACGAGUCGAUACUUUGCUAUGACAUGUAACUUACUAACAGCCUAGAGCUGUAUGACAUAAAACAAGAUGGCUGACACAGGAGACAAAAUGGCUGCAGACUUUUAUUGACUAUUACCCCUCACAUGGGGAGAUGUAGUAUUUUGUGUGGGACUUUGCCAUGGCACUUCACGUACAAUGAACUCACAUACGUGCAACAUUAAACACCCAUGGUGGUGGGCAAAAUGGCGGGUGUUAGUUUGUUGCCAUGGAGAUGCGACAUCACCGCCCUUCAGUUGCUUUGUGUUUUUUAACCAUAGAUCAACAAGCAAGGCUUUUUACUUAUUUUAAUGGAUCUGAUUAUUUUCUUUGGGAUGUUUUCUGUAAUCACGGGCCUAUAUCCAUGAACAUUAAAGUUUAACGCUGCACUGAAAGCAAUACUAAAGCUAAUAAUAAUAAUAAUAAAAAAACACAAACGCCAACUUUAAUAUACCAAGGGAAACAAAAAUGUUAAAAAUAUUUUUUUACAAUUUAUUUAAAACAGCAAAAAAAAUAUAUAAAUGACAAUAAUUAGUGAGGCACGGGGCCACGAUGUGGAGGAGGGAGGGCGGCUUACACGAUACGUCUUGGAGGACGUCGGAAAAUGGUUUUGGACAAUCUGCCUAAAUUGUGGGUGAUGUCUCUGGAGCAAAAAAAUAAAUAAAUGAAACCAGAC
This is a messenger RNA of Spea bombifrons (plains spadefoot toad), 1911 nucleotides long. Its product is annotated as forkhead box protein J1.2-like. The transcript is spliced from 3 exons. NCBI's taxonomy places the organism in Eukaryota, Metazoa, Chordata, Amphibia, Anura, Pelobatidae. The coding region runs from base 127 to 1242 and encodes 371 amino acids. The record is from RefSeq and is a predicted model, not a curated record. Gene Ontology annotation, biological process: regulation of DNA-templated transcription. Gene Ontology annotation, molecular function: sequence-specific DNA binding; DNA-binding transcription factor activity.